AUGGUGUUGAAGAAGAUGCCCCCGUUCCGGACGAGGAGAGACUGCUUGAAGGGGCACGUGGGUUGCCUCCCCGCCUUGACGAAGUUGCGUCGGGCAAUUUGGCCCAGGAUCCGCGCAGAGAUCGCCUGGCAGGGCGCCCCAUUUUGGCCGCGCGAGAUCGACGGCGAGGAGUUCAUCGGUGAGCUGCACGGUCCCUGCACAGGAGCGCAAAGCGUGUACUACCGGCACGUGUGGAAGGCGGCCGGGCAGACCAUCUUUCGGAACCUCGAGCGCAUGAGCACGCCCAUCCUCCAGGCCGGCCUGCGCUACCCGGAGUUCUGCAAGGACUUUCAGGCAGAUCGCAGCAUGAAGAAGCCGGGCAUCUCCUUCACCUUUGUGCGGGAUCCGCUGUCGCGGUUCUUCUCUGGCUACGCAGAGAUCGAACAUCGGCUGGCCGCUGGCUUUGCAGACUACUUGCACCUCCAGGACGAUCUGCAGCCCUUUGCACGGGGCACGCGGGAGCGCGGGAGAGCCUUCCUCGAAGCCUUCCUAAGGAAUGCCAUCAACCACGAUGGCCAUGUCAAGCCACAGAGUGAGUUCUUAGCCGCGCUUGGCAACUGCGGCGUGGCCACGGACUUUGUGGGGAAGACCGAGUCCUUCCAGCAGGACUGGGCCCGCCUCGUGGCAUCCCUGGGCUGCCCCGCAGCGCCCUUUGAUGGAUCCCUUGGACUGCAUCCCAAUGAUGCCCACGACAAGGAGGCGCUGCAGCGUGGGAUCGGCUUCAAUUUCUUCAAGAUGAACUCCUCGCAGGAUGCGUCGCAGUUGGAUCGGCAGAUGCAUUCGAUGGCGCUCACUGCGGCAUUGGCCGAUGGCGGCUCAAUCUUGCCACAAAGGUAUUAG
This is a messenger RNA of Symbiodinium natans, 879 nucleotides long. The record is from the annotation of a GenBank genome assembly. Lineage: Eukaryota; Dinophyceae; Suessiales; Symbiodiniaceae.